This is a messenger RNA of Ixodes scapularis (black-legged tick), 1278 nucleotides long. It is a transcript of the gene Gem2, whose product is annotated as gem-associated protein 2. Lineage: Eukaryota; Metazoa; Arthropoda; Arachnida; Ixodida; Ixodidae. The record is from RefSeq and is a predicted model, not a curated record. The coding region runs from base 435 to 1163 and encodes 242 amino acids. The transcript has 8 exons. Gene Ontology annotation, biological process: spliceosomal complex assembly; spliceosomal snRNP assembly. Gene Ontology annotation, cellular component: SMN complex; spliceosomal complex; nucleus.
UAACGGGAGAUGCGAUUUAGAACGAAAUUACAACGGGGGAGUAAAAAGUUUUGCACUAGGUGACACAAGCUGUCAGCCAAUCUAUGGUCUAUCCGCUUAUCUAGUCUGUUCCUUUCGGUUCGUUUAUCCAUUCACUCAUCCUCGCUCCUCUCGCUCCUCGUAGAACCGUGGUACUGUUUUCCACGUCGUUUAUAUCAGAUAUUGUUAAUCACAGCGUCGAAAAUCAUGUUCUGUGUUUUAUUAUGAUGACUGUAACUCUAUUUGGGGGGCUGUCUAUCAGGAUUUAGAUUUAAAAAAAUGGCGCGCUAACGUCUGCGAGAAGCUGGCAUCGGUUCUGCUUACCUCUGGGACAAGCAGACGAAGCGCCCACAGACAUCGUUUUAACACGUUGGUUUUAUCAUCGUAACAGGCCGGUCUUGGCCCUGUCUCUAAAUAUGUCCGACGACGAAGGAGGAAGUCUGAUGUUCAGAGCGUUCAGUGUGCCAGACACUGGCGAAGAGUACGACCUGGACAUUCCCCCCACCUCUGGAAACGAAUACCUCCGCAGAGUGCAGCAGGAGGCCUACAACUGUCCUGAUGUUGUGGUUGCAAACCUGGACACCAGCAAGUUCACGAGCAGACAGACCGUACGGUUUAACGACUCAAGCGAGUGUGCCCCACCUCCCGAUGGUUUGGCUCCGACUUUAGAGUGGCAGAAAGAGCAAGUGGCCAAUUUCUCGGCGACCAGGCAGCUACUCGCAAGGCACAAGGCCCUGAUGAAAAAGAGCAAAGCAAAGUGUCCCGUUAGAUUGCCUCGAGCAGACGACAAGGAGAGAUGGCGAAGUGUCUGCUAUGGAUCUGCCCCACCUGCCAUAGCACCUCUGCUCAGCAUUGUCUCGGCCAUUCCACAGCACACAGUUGACAAUCUGAUAAACUACAACACCCAGUGGAUUCAAGAAAAGGGAUUUUGCAUUGAAAUGGGGGUGUGGCUGUAUGCACUGUUGGCCUGCUUGGAAAAGCCACUGCACCCAGAAGCUUGCUCCAAUAUCAGGGCUCUGGCACGGGCUUGCGCGUCGGCAAGAAGAUCUCUGACGUCGAAGAGUGAUGACCGCCUGCUGCCACUCAACCUCAUCAUCUGCCUCACCGCCCGCUACUUUGGUCAGCAAGAUCUUGCCGACCCCUGAGAAGGCUGCAGGAGUUCUACCCCAAUGCGUGCCACCUUUCCCAAAAGCGUAUUUCAUGCCCGUCAACGUCGUGACCGUCUUGGCAGUAAAUAAAGUGCACCAGCCAGAUUACCGA